AUGUUGUGGUGGUGGUCCUCGUCGGGCAUGGCUUUCGGGGAGUGGGAGUCGAGGUGGUGGUCAGUUAUGGAAGCAGCAGCAGCAGCAGCAGCAGAGACGGACUCAACAACAGCACCACCACCACCACAAGACACCGACCACGAAGCCCAAGCCCCACACACCAACGCAAUCUACCCACGCUUGACCGAAGACGGUGACCUCGACCCUUCUGUUUUUGUUGGUAUGCCCUUCCGCUUCGACACGGGCAUCGCGUUAUUCGCAAAGCGCACCCCGCGCCCGUUCCCACCGCCGUUCUUAUCGCCGCCUUCAGGCUCGUUCAGCGAUCCGCUCAGUACCCACGACCGCAGCCGCGAUCGGCGCGGGGCGUAUGUGGACGGCCACCGCAUCCAGGGGUACACGAAUGGGGACGACGCCGUGUUUGCGAGUGACUAUUUUGUGGGUGCGAAUGAUGGCGUUGGGGCGUGGAGUGCACGGCCGAGGGGGCAUGCUGGACUAUGGGCCCGUCUGAUCCUCCACUUCUGGGCCACCGCCAUGUUCGAAGACGCCGCCAGAAAAGGGACCGCCUACCGCCCAGACCCAAUCAGCUACCUCCAGCGAGCCUACGACCAAACCACGGAAGCGACCGGCCCACCAAACGACUGGCAAGGCACGACGACCACCGCCGGCGCGCAAUUACACUACCGCCGGUCAAAAACUGCCACCGAAGAUGGACAGACCUCGAACGAGACUACAUUCGAACCCCUCCUGCAUGUCCUCAACCUCGGCGAUUCGCAAGUCAUGGUCAUCCGCCCCGAGACGCGCGAAAUGCUCUACAAGUCUGUCGAGCAGUGGCACUGGUUCGACUGCCCGCGGCAGCUGGGUACCAACAGCCCCGACACACCGCGCGGGUGUGCGGUGGUGGACGAGGUGCCACUGCGUGAAGGAGAUGUGGUGCUGGCUAUGUCGGACGGGGUGAUCGAUAACCUGUGGGCGCAUGAGAUUGUGGAGAAGGUGUGUGACAGCUUGGAACAGUGGAGGUCUGGCGAGGCUCCUCCUUCUCGCUCUCAUCAGGGCCAGGGGGCCAGCGAGAAAGGAGAAGGGAAGGCGAUGAUGGAGUUUGUGGCGGAGGAACUAAUGGAGGCUGCGAGGGUAAUUGCGGUUGAUCCGUUUGCUGAGAGUCCCUUCAUGGAACAUGCUAUUGAAGAGGGGUUGGCGAGUGGUGGUGGUGAGUUUCCUUUUCGCACGAAGCAGUACAAGAAACUGAUGCGCUCGUUCGAGCAACUCGGGUUCCGCCAGCCGUACCAAUUGCUCAUCACCAGUGAUGUGCUGCUUGAUACGACCAAGCUGGAUUUGGUUUCCUUAUUUGAGAAGACGCUGUCGACAAAGGGUGUGAAGCCGAUGAUUACGCAGUGUUGUAUUAGAGCACUCUACGCCAAAAACACCACCGGCGGCGGUGGUCCCAACCGGGACCCGGCUGUCGUGGCGGCGAUUGACAGGGCCAAGACUUUCGAGAGGCGGCGGUGCGGUCAUCUGAUGGUUGAGGACCCGCUGACGGAGCGUGAGUGCAUGCUCUCGGUGGUGGAUCCCAAGGGGAAAGGGGACAAUAAGUUUCGCUAUGUGGUUGUGACGCAGGAUGAGUGGUUGAGGGAUAGGCUGCGGUCGGUGGUGCCGACGCCGUUGAUGUAUGUGCGGAGGAGUGUUAUGGUAUACGGCAUUGUCCGACGCCCGCAAAAGAGGAAGAGGGAGGAGCACGAUAACGACAACGACGACGAGGGCGCCCAGUUGGAUGAUGAGCAUUCGGGGAGUGAGGAUGACGCGGGCACCACAGCUCGGUCCGAGCAAGCAGACGCAGACGGCAAACCAAAGAAGAAAAAGAAGCAAUACGGCCGCAAACAACCGAACCCAUUGGCGGUCAAGAAAGCUAAGGCCUCGGCUCCGGGCCACGAUCAACAACGGCCUAGGAAACCGCCGGUAGAGCCCCAGGCGGACGCCCCGGCGGAGACGAAGGCGAAACGGAAGAGGCGUAAGAAAGCCAGCAGUGGUGCGUCCGGUGGUAGUGGUGAAAGCAAUGGUACGGAGCAGGCCGGGAAUGGUGAGGCGGUGGCCGUGGAAGCUGCGGCGAGUUGA
Messenger RNA from Dichotomopilus funicola, 2106 nucleotides. RefSeq names its product Fcf1-domain-containing protein. Bases 1 to 2106 code for a protein of 701 amino acids. Gene Ontology annotation, biological process: protein dephosphorylation. Gene Ontology annotation, molecular function: protein serine/threonine phosphatase activity. The record is from RefSeq and is a predicted model, not a curated record. Gene Ontology annotation, cellular component: small-subunit processome. NCBI's taxonomy places the organism in Eukaryota, Fungi, Ascomycota, Sordariomycetes, Sordariales, Chaetomiaceae. The transcript has 8 exons.